Messenger RNA from Periophthalmus magnuspinnatus, 1899 nucleotides. RefSeq names its product ALK and LTK ligand 2-like. Bases 698 to 1198 code for a protein of 166 amino acids. The transcript is spliced from 6 exons. Gene Ontology annotation, molecular function: receptor signaling protein tyrosine kinase activator activity; receptor tyrosine kinase binding. The record is from RefSeq and is a predicted model, not a curated record. Gene Ontology annotation, biological process: positive regulation of ERK5 cascade; positive regulation of ERK1 and ERK2 cascade. Lineage: Eukaryota; Metazoa; Chordata; Actinopteri; Gobiiformes; Gobiidae.
AACUUCUGUUUUCUGUGGAGCGGCUGACCAGAACUUACCGCAUGAACUUUGAGAGAGUUGCGCGUAAAUUAGUCUAUUUUCGUAAACUCACCCGAUAAUUGGACCGAAUAAGCGUCAAUAGUGUCUUUACAAUGAAAUUCCAAGAGAUAUGGGCAUUUUCUUUAGGACCAAAGAUGGUGGUGUCUACAUUGUAGCCGAGAGAAAAUUUCUCUGGAAGUAUUAGCAUUAGAAACGUUUCCUGUAAUCGCACCAACAAAUGGAGUAAAGGAAAGGAGGGGGCGCCAGAAGAAAAGGAUCAAAGACGCGGUCAAGUGAUAGUAAACUCUAGAGGACUCUGAGCAGCGCUGGGAGAUGGAACAGGUCCGCAAAUAAUGUGUCAUAUUAUUAUUGGAGGAGCUGCGUAAGCCUCCUGGGACAGGUCAUCAUCGCAGCGGUGUCAUAAAAAGUGAGCGGCACUUGCAGGGGGCACCGGACGCGCAGCUAGGCGGCACAUGAGAAGCGUUUUACGCGCAGCCAUCAUUCAAAGGAUACUACUGCUACAACACAAGUUAUAACUAAGCUUGUGUUCCACACUGGAGACCCUGCUCAUCCCUUUCUGGCAGAUGUUUUUACCAUCUGGACUUUCAAAAGGUAAUUGGAUAUUCUGUUCAGUCAAAUCAAACUCGUAAUAGUUGCUCACUUUGGUGUGCUGUGGUGGAUGGCAGCUAUGAGAGGACCGCGCACGCACUUUGCCAUGGGUCUGGUGCUCCUUGUGUGCGCACUAACGGGCCGAAGCGUGAGCGCGCCCUCAGGAGCCUCCCCAACGGGGCGCGCGCAGCAGGAGGAGAAGGAGGAGAGAGAGGACUAUAGGCGGCUGGUGGAAGCGGUUAGGCACGUGGAUGAGAGCCGGGGAAGGGGAAGUGCAAGGAGAGAAACUGCGUUCUCAUCACGAAGAAGAGCUUCAGCUCUGGAGGCGAGGGAUUUACGAGGCUCCAGGACAGGCAGAGGAGAACAGGUGGCAGUUUUCCCUCCAAAUCUCAAAAAGAAGGGGAAAUUCCUCCAGCACAUAGCAGGUCCACUGUAUUUCAGUCACAAGUGUAGAAAGCACGCGUACAGACUUUACUACCAAACAAGAGACUGCACAAUACCAGCAUAUUUUAAAAGAUGUGCACGACUUCUCACAAGGUUAGCAGGCAGCCCGCAGUGCAUGGAGGGAUAACACGCACAAGGUUAGGAGGUGCAAUCAUUUGAGUUGGCCAGAAGAAAGAAAACUUUUGGUAAAGAUAUGCCUGGAACUGCAGGAAGAGGGCAGGCUAAAACAUAGACUGUCCAUCCCCGGCUGAUUUUAGGCUCCACGUUGGCCCUCUGAAGAGUCCAUCAUGGACAUGGAUUACUACCUGCCCUCGGAGCACUUCAUUGGUCGGACGUGAUCACAUGGGCGCAUCCAGGCAACAUCACCAAACUAACACAUACAUGGAGCAAGGACCAAGAGGAAAAUAGACAGAGGAGUGGUUGUGAUAAGAAAAAAAUACAUUUUUUUCUGCUGCUGUUACUGCUGCCAUUCAAAAAGAUGUUCCUAAAACAAAAAGGGAUUGCAUAUUUUUUAUUUUGCCAAUAUCUCUGAGAAAAAGACCAUCAGCAUGGUAUGGGGUGACUGACUAUGUGCGCAGUUUGAAUGUGCCCAUCCAAUGCACUACUAAAGACAAAUGAAGUUGUGCGUGCUGCAAAAGUACUAUCGAGGACUAAUUCUUAAUUUAUUAACACAAACUCUGAUGUCUUAAGAGAAAGAUGACAUGGUGUGCCAUUUAUCUGUGGGUCUUGGUUGUACUGGUAAAGUCUAUAUUUAUGGUCCACACUGUACAUAAUAUAGACAUAACAGUUUAAACAAAGAGAGAAUAUUUACAUAUUGUAAGUUAAAUG